Macrosiphum euphorbiae (potato aphid) is the source of this 300-nucleotide messenger RNA. Lineage: Eukaryota; Metazoa; Arthropoda; Insecta; Hemiptera; Aphididae. The record is from the annotation of a GenBank genome assembly.
AUGAAAACCGGCCGAGCUAGAACCGAAAAACCGGUAAAAAAACGCAGUCUCAACAAAGUGUCAAUCGAAUGUACGAAACAACAGCCCGGAACGAGAGCACGCGCUCCCAAUCUGGCAGCUAGUCAUUACCGAUGGAAGCAGACCACAGCAGCAUCGGGUUCCAGCCAAGCAGAGCCUGGAAAAGUGAAAACUGACACGCAGCCAAGCAGAGGCGAACGUCGCAAGAGGCAACCUAAAACCGCAAGUCGACGGUUUACCGUCUAUUUUUCUAUUCGGCUGUCUAUUCGUAAAACACAGUAG